UCUUUUUCUAUAGAAACCAGUUUAGUUUGCUGGAGGGCCAUUUUUAAUCUGAAGUGAACCACCCCUUUUGCUUUCUUAGCAAAUCACCAAAAUGUCCAGCUAGAUCAAGAAUUUAGCAUCCUGCAAAAGAAGUUAACAGCUGAGUGCUAGUAAGGAGGAAGAUUCUGAAAUGGAUUCCAAAUAUUUCAUCUUAACUUUGUUUUGUGGAUUCCUGAACAAUAAUGCGUUUUCCUCAGAGACGAAGGCAAACACAACAAACAAAUGGGUACAACCUACAACAUCUAGCUCAUCAAUAUCAAAUAUCUUGGCCAAUUCUGAAAGUACAACAGAAAAUCAUUCGACUUUACCAACGGAAUUCAACAACUUUUCUGCUGAACAAACACUGUUGCCAUCCAAAGUCACUGGUGAAGAACCAACACCAGCUGCCCUAAUCUCUUCUGCAAAACCUACAGCACAAAGUUCUGCCCGACCUCCACUUACAUACAACACCAUCAAUCAAGCCACACCAUCGACAGCCAACACCACCUCUGCACAAACAGCAGUAUCUGAGUUCACCUCUGUUAGAAAACCACCAACACAAUCUGUGCAUGCCUCUCCUCGGCAAGCCUUAUUGUCUGCGCACACCUCAUCUUCAAAACCACUACCACCAACUACACAUGAUCUAUCCACACAACUAACACCAAGUGUCCAAAAUCCACCAAGGAUUACACCAGGAUUCACCUUUCAUGCUACCACUAACAAAGAAACCUUACACAAGACCAAUUCUAGUUCAACAGCUGCCAUAUUAAUUGGUAUAAUUCUGACCUUUAUGCUGAUAGCAAUAAUUAUCAUUGUACUUUGGAAAUGCAUGAAAAAGCCAGUUUUAAAUGAUCAAAAUUGGGCAGGUAGGUCUCCAUUUGCUGAUGGGGAAACACCCGAUCUAUGUAUGGAUAACAUUAGACAGAAUGAAGUAACCUCGAAACGUACAUCGAUUGCCUCACUCAUAACUUGGAAACCGGGCAAAAGCACACUUUUAGCAGACAAUUUAGAAAUUAAGUUGUUUGAAUCAAAUGAAAACCUCGAGAAUUCUAGUAACUCCAAAAUAGACACAACAAAAGAGCACGUAAAUGAUGCUUCAGAGGACAGUGCUGACAGAUCGACAAUUGGCACUGCAGUUUCUUUAUCGGAUGAUGCAGAUCUGCCUCCACCACCUCCCUGUCUUGAUUUGGAAGGACAGGAGAUGAACCAAUCUGUCACACCCAUAAUGACAACUGCACCUCCUCUUCCAGAUGAUUCUGAUGUUUUCCCAUCACCUGUGGACUGCCUCAAUCAAACCUGUGAAGAUCAUAAACCUUCACCUCUUCCUGACUCACUCAACUUGCCCUUGCCACCAGAUUUCAUGCAAAGUCAAGAUUUCAACAAUGACAAUCAAUGUCAAGAGUACUCUAUCCUUCUUGAUUCCAAUCAACACCUUAACGAAUCCUUGCCACUGCCACCAGAAGAACUGUUCUAAGCACAUAUGUGCUUUUUAGUUGGUCGUCCACCCUUCUUACAUGACUCCAUUUUACAUUUUUCUUUCACGUGAUGAAUUACAUAAAAUAGCAGCUAGCAACAA
Messenger RNA from Ochotona princeps (American pika), 1594 nucleotides. It is a transcript of the gene EVI2B, whose product is annotated as ecotropic viral integration site 2B. NCBI's taxonomy places the organism in Eukaryota, Metazoa, Chordata, Mammalia, Lagomorpha, Ochotonidae. The transcript has 2 exons. The record is from RefSeq and is a predicted model, not a curated record. The coding region runs from base 170 to 1492 and encodes 440 amino acids. Gene Ontology annotation, biological process: regulation of stem cell division; positive regulation of neutrophil differentiation.